UCCAGGCCCGGGAAAUGAAGGCCCUUCAAAACCGGACCGUGCGGUCCUCAUUCCGCUGCUGCAUGGACGCUAAUUAGGGGCAGGGGCUGCUCCGCCCGCCCCCCCCCGGCCGACCCCCUCGCGCCCGAUCGGCGGAAGGGGCGAGCCCGGCAGGCGGAUCCGGUGGCAGGAGCCGCGGCGGUGCGAGGGGAAGUGACGCUGCGCGGGAGACCUGCGCAGAGCAAGAUGGCGGACAAGGAGAAAAAAAAGAAAGAGAGCAUCUUGGACCUGUCGAAAUACAUCGACAAGACCAUCCGUGUGAAGUUUCAGGGAGGCCGGGAAGCAAGCGGUGUCUUGAAAGGAUUUGACCCGUUACUGAAUUUGGUGCUGGAUGGUACCAUUGAAUAUAUGAGAGAUCCAGAUGACCAGUACAAGCUCACCGAGGACACCCGGCAGCUGGGGCUGGUAGUCUGCCGGGGGACCUCGGUGGUCCUCAUUUGCCCCCAGGAUGGGAUGGAGGCCAUCCCAAACCCCUUCAUUCAGCAGCAAGAUGGCUAGCCUCUAAUAGGGGCAGCAGUGGAAAUCUUGGGACUGAAAAGGGCAUCACCCAAGAAGAUCUCUGUUCAGUAUUUUUUACACUUGUUUUAUAUGGGAGGAAAACAUUGGAAUUUCUCGUUUUUUUACUUUGGGUUAGAUGCUGCAUAUUGCGAUGGGAAAACCUUGCAGCCAGAUGUCCAGAAUCCAUUUCAAAAAAUUCCCCCAUUGCAGAAAACUCCAGCCCAAGUUUAGAUCCAUGAAUUAAUCCAGGAAGUUUCAGUAAAGACUAACACAGGAGGAGAUCCGAGAAAUUUUUGUUCCUUUCUCCUUAGAGGCAGCUCCUCCAGGCUUCAUUUUUUUUCUGUUGACGGAAUCUACAUUCCUUUCCAGAGGGUGUGGAUUUGGGAGCACAUGCUGCUGUCUGGGUUUCUUCUUUUGUACGCUGCACAAAUUGUCAGGAAUGUUGAUGAAGCUAGUGCAGAACUUUCCAUGCCUGGCGGUGAAUUUUUCUUUAUUUUUUUCCAUUCUGGUGGAAAGGACUUGUGAGUUCAUUAAUAAUAAAAUCUAUGCUUGAACACUU
Varanus komodoensis (Komodo dragon) is the source of this 1096-nucleotide messenger RNA. It is a transcript of the gene LSM7, whose product is annotated as LSM7 homolog, U6 small nuclear RNA and mRNA degradation associated. Bases 226 to 537 code for a protein of 103 amino acids. Gene Ontology annotation, biological process: nuclear-transcribed mRNA catabolic process; mRNA splicing, via spliceosome. The transcript is spliced from 4 exons. Gene Ontology annotation, cellular component: Lsm1-7-Pat1 complex; U12-type spliceosomal complex; U2-type prespliceosome. NCBI's taxonomy places the organism in Eukaryota, Metazoa, Chordata, Lepidosauria, Squamata, Varanidae. Gene Ontology annotation, molecular function: RNA binding. The record is from RefSeq and is a predicted model, not a curated record.